AUGCCAUGACCCCAUGACCCGAUUAAAACGUUUAGGAAAGAGGUAGCAUAGAAGAAAAUGGAGGAAUAGCAAAUUUGUUCUUGGCGAAAUAACCUCGCUUUCCAUUUCAGAAAUUCCUCUUCUCCGACAACUUAUCGGCGCUGGUGGUUGAAUUCGACAAUCUUACGAAUAAUUAUUUGUAACCCUAAUAUCUUCUUUACAAAGAGAAUCUCCUCUGUAAGUUCUAUUUCUUAAUAUUCUCAAUGAAUUCAUCUUUUAGGAGAAAAUUCUUAUACAUCUUGAAAAAUUCAAGCAUAUGCAAUGAAAUUUCAUUUUUGAAAUCAUCCUUUGAUGUAAUACCCAAAAAUCCAUCAAAUUUUCACACUAGGGUUUAUUGGGUUCGUUUAUUUUCAACUCAAUCUCCUAAUAAAUUUCCUGAAUAUGAAAUGCCGUCUGUUACUUGGGGUGUUGUUCAAGGACGAAAAGAAAGGCUUGUAUCAAAAGUAAUUAUAUGUGAUUAUUUAAAAACUUUGGGGAUUAUUACUGAUGAAUUACAAGAUAUUGAAUUGCCUUCUACUGUUGAAGUUAUGAGGGAAAGGGUAGAGUUUUUGCAGAAAAUUGGGUUAACUAUUGAUGAUAUUAAUGAGUUUCCAUUGAUGCUUGGUUGUAGUGUUCGUAAAAACAUGAUUCCUGUAUUAGGGUAUUUAGAAAAAAUUGGGAUACCUAGAUCAAAAUUAGGGGAAUUUGUGAAGAAUUACCCACAAGUUUUACAUGCUAGUGUUGUUGUUGAGCUUGUUCCGGUAGUCAAGUUUCUUCGCGGGCUUGAUGUUGAGAAAGAAGAUAUUGGGUAUGUGUUGCAAAAGUAUCCCGAAUUGUUAGGGUUUAAGCUUGAAGGAACAAUGAGUACAUCGGUUGCAUACCUUGUUAGUAUUGGGGUGAAUCCUAGAGAUAUUGGUCCAAUGGUGACACAAUAUCCAUACCUUUUGGGGAUGAGAGUAGGAACUGUGAUUAAACCCUUUGUUGAUUACUUAGUUUCCUUAGGUUUGCCUAAGAAGAUAUUGGCACGAAUGUUUGAGAAACGCCCGUAUGUAAUUGGUUACGAUUUGGAGGAAACCGUGAAACCUAAUGUAGAAUGCUUGAUUAGUUAUGGCAUCAAUAGGGAACAAAUCCCUUCAAUUAUAGCACAGUACCCACAAAUCCUUGGGCUGCCAUUAAAGGCAAAGAUGGCUAGCCAGCAGUAUUUUUUCAAUUUGAAGCUUAAGAUUGAUCCCGAAAAUUUUGCUCAAAUUGUUGAGAGAAUGCCCCAGAUAGUUAGCCUUAAUCAGCAAAUCAUUAUGAAACCUGUCGAGUUUCUUUUAGCGCGUGGUAUUUCUUCCGAUGAUAUUGCUAAGAUGGUUGUGAGAUGUCCACAACUAGUAGCUAUACAAGGUGGGAUCAUGAAGAAUAGCUUUUAUUUCUAUAAAAGCGAAAUGGGUCGUCCUAUAAGAGAGUUAGUCGAGUUUCCUGAAUACUUUACGUAUAGCUUGGAGUCGCGUAUUAAACCUAGAUAUCAAAGACUACAAAGUAAAGGGAUCAGGUGCUCUUUACCAUGGUUCCUUAAUUGUAGUGAUAAGAGGUUUGAAGAAAGACUUGAGAGUGCUUAUGUUGAAACUGAGAGUUCUGGCCCCACAUUUAACAUGGGUGGAAUUUUGGAAUUACCAGGAAGUUUUAAUGUAUCAGAUGAAGAAGAUGAAAGUGAAGAUGAAGUGCUUUAUAGGCUCACUGUUUCACUUUAGUGUCAUUUUUCUAGUGUUUUAUCAUUAUACCCGGUGCAUUCCGCUCAUAAAAACUAUGAUCAGGGUCUGGUGAGGGAUGAAAGAGGUAAAUCAUAUCCAUAAAGGAAGAUAUGGCAGAGGCCCUCGACUCGAGACCUACAAAGGAAAGCAUGUAGUUUUUUUAGUGUAUAAUCAUUAUACCGGUGUACCAUCGGCUUGAGACCUGCAAAAGAAAGCAUGUAGUUUUUCUAGUGUAUUAUGUACCAAAUAUGAGAUAAGAGAAGAGUUAAUUGAAGUUCUGUUUAUGUUCCCUACAGCUUCUUCUGUUUGCUUAAUUGAAAGCUUGUAGUGGCAAUGGCUGAAAUUGAGUUUGUAACUUAAUUUUAUGGCAAUUUUUCAUUACUUUUUUA
Messenger RNA from Amaranthus tricolor (Joseph's coat), 2143 nucleotides. Its product is annotated as transcription termination factor MTERF4, chloroplastic. The transcript has a single exon. NCBI's taxonomy places the organism in Eukaryota, Viridiplantae, Streptophyta, Magnoliopsida, Caryophyllales, Amaranthaceae. The record is from RefSeq and is a predicted model, not a curated record. Gene Ontology annotation, biological process: regulation of DNA-templated transcription. Bases 243 to 1754 code for a protein of 503 amino acids. Gene Ontology annotation, molecular function: double-stranded DNA binding.